GAUUGUGAUUUUCUUAAACGCUGAAGUAGAUUCGCUGCUCUUUCGGUCUAAUUCUGAACGCAUCACUCUACGCAAUUCCUUGUUACAGGAGCGAGAUGAUCAUUGUCGUAGAGGAAACGAGGAGCGAAAGCAGAGAUACCCAUCAGAACAAGAACACAGGAGAGACAGAAGUGGUGACAGAGAUAGACACCGAGACCACUCAGACAGGAGGAAGAACUCAAAUGAAAGACCUGGAGCUCGAGGCCACGAGCGAGAGAGGGAUGUUCAGAACAUCCGUGAGCAGCAAGCAGAGAGGGAGUUUUAUAACGAGAGAAGACGAGAGCAUCGACAAAAUAACGAAGGCAGUGGUGUUGACCAGAAUCCAGAACUCGGGCAAUCUGAUAACAAACCUAAAGAAAAAGCUGCUGUAAACAAAGAGAAGCCAAGCUUUGAACUGUCUGGUGCGCUUCUAGAGGAUACCAACACUUUCCGAGGUGUUGUGAUUAAGUACAGCGAGCCCCCCGAAGCUCGGAUUCCAAAGAAGCGAUGGCGCCUCUAUCCUUUCAAAAACGAUGAGUUUCUCCCAGUCAUGUACAUCCACAGGCAGAGUGCUUAUCUUCUGGGCCGGCACCGCAGGAUCGCAGAUAUUCCAAUUGACCAUCCCUCCUGCUCGAAGCAGCACGCCGUGUUUCAGUACCGGCUUGUGGAGUACACGCGUGCCGAUGGUACCGUUGGCCGCAGAGUAAGGCCCUAUAUCAUCGACCUGGGCUCUGGGAACGGCACUUUCCUCAAUAACCAGCGGAUUGAACCCCAGCGUUAUUACGAACUCAAGGAAAAGGAUGUGCUGAAGUUUGGGUUCAGUAGCAGGGAAUAUGUUCUUCUCCAUGAAUCUUCAGAUAAAUCUGAGGCCAACACAAAGGACGAUGAUGAUGAGGAGGAGAAGGAGGAAGAGUCUGACAGUUAACAGACAAGGAGGAAAUUGGGGGUGGGGGCAGGGGAGAGGAAUUCUUUGCAAUUGAACACGCAUUGGGAUGUAAACAUUGGAGCAUCGCAGCACUGAUGCCUCUUAUUGCCUUAAAGUCCUUUUUCUGUUGCUGGU
Molecule: messenger RNA, 1078 nt
Organism: Balearica regulorum gibbericeps (East African grey crowned-crane)
Lineage: Eukaryota; Metazoa; Chordata; Aves; Gruiformes; Gruidae
Source: RefSeq, a predicted model, not a curated record